This is a messenger RNA of Durusdinium trenchii, 817 nucleotides long. The record is from the annotation of a GenBank genome assembly. Lineage: Eukaryota; Dinophyceae; Suessiales; Symbiodiniaceae.
UUACUCUCCCCUGACAAACCUUUAUUGCCGCACACCAACUAGUAACCGGUGCGCUUGGUGGCGGUUUGGAGACUUGUGCCGAGUUGCGGUACUGCUCCAUUCUGCUUGAGGCCAUGUCUGGAGGGGCAGCAGCAGCCACCAGCAAGGGCAUCAUGGGCUUCUUUGCAAAUCGGGAGGCGUGCUUAGUUGACUUCGGUGGUUCUGCAGAGAGCGUGAUCGACAUUCACGUUCUCUGUCACGAGGCUCGUGGCAUGGAUUUGAGCCCUGGAGAGCAGAUCUUUGUCUCCCUGCGCGAUGCCACGCGGUCGGAUCCAGAGAAGCUCACCAUGCCUGGUACCUCCUGGCAGUUGAGGGCGGUGAAGCAGGAGGCCAUCCUGCAGCUCCGUGCGUGGGCGGCUCCCAAUGAGGAGGUUGCUCGGAACGGUGGUGACCGGCGGGCUUUAGGGGAGCUCAGGCUUCCAAUGGCACACCUGAGAGCUCUUGGCUUGAAAAUGCUCUACCAGACCUGGAUCACCCUGGAUCCGCCCGAGGCAGCAAACCCAGGCUUCUCCCCUGCAGACUUGGAGCAGAAGAUGAGCGACGGGUGUCGACAGCUCUUCCAACCCAAAGUGUGCCUCUCCCUGUGCAAAGCAGAGGACGUGGAGGGUGGCAAGAUCACCCUAAGCUUGGAUGUCUCCAACGAUCUCAAAGCAGAGUGCUGGAGCCGCGAAGCCAUGACAUUUUUCCUGCUUUGAUUCUUGAUGGAGGUGCGCUGCUGCGAUCUCAAAUGCAGCAUUUCACCAUGAGCACCACGCUGCACCAACAGGGCGUGAAGGCC